GUUUGGUCGGCGGAGGCAGUGGGCGGUGUGGAAGAUGCCCGCAUAGGCUGCGCAGUCGUCAUGCCGGCCUUUCGUGGCCGACGAUGCCGAACCGCCGACCGGCACAGCUCUAGUAUGCCAUGAGCGAGGACUUGGAGGCUGCCCUGCCGCCUACAGACGCAGAGGGCCAGAACUGCAUCAGCUACGGAAACCCGUUGCCAUCGCGCUACUCCAAGAUCUCGGAACGCAUUCGACGCAGCGCACCAGGGGAGUUCCAGUGUCAGGUGUUCUGCGGCGGCGCCCAGUGCAAGUACGAGGCGGGCGCCGAUUGGCCGGCACAGGACUGCGCCAUUACCGGGCUCUACUCUCAUUGGAUCACGGACGACAUUCUAGCGAUGGCGAGGCCAAACACAGAAGCCAUCUUGCGCUACAACAUCAUUCAACAGUUCCAUGACAACGGCAUUAGGUCCGUCUUCAACCUGCAGCUGCCGGGGGAGCACGCCCACUGCGGUAACCCUCUCGAGAGCGGAGGCUUCUCAUACGACCCGCAAGACUUCAUGGACAAUGGAGUCUUCUUCUACAACUUCGGAUGGCGUGACUACGGCACCCCAAGCAGCCUGGCACUGCUAGACAUGGUAAAGGUGAUGUCGUUUGCCCUCACCGAGGGCAAGGUGGCCGUCCACUGCCACGCGGGACUCGGCCGGACGGGCGUAUUGGUGGCCAGCUACCUGGUGUUCGCGUUGCGGUGUCGGCCCAACGACGCCGUGCGCUUCGUUCGACUCAAGCGUCGCGGUUCGGUGCAGACGCAGAGCCAGAUCGACUGCGUCCAGAAGUUCGCGCAGUUCGUGCUGCCGCUGCUUGUCGUCUACCCCAUCGUGCCUACCAAGGCUACAGAUUUCACCCUCAUUCAGUACCUGGCCAAACAGCGAAAAGUCAUGCAUGGCACGGAGGCGAGACACUUGAGAUACAUUCCAAAGAUCCUGUACGUACUAUGCGAGAGGCUGCUCAGGCUUAGUCAGUCCAAGGGAACGCUAGGCACAAGCAGCGUGAAGAGCUCCUCAAGUAGCAGCAUCAGCAGCCGGAGGAAUCAACUGGCUGCCCUGGCGAAGACAACUCCACGUGUCGAAACGUCGGCUCCAGCGACAUUCCCUGCUAAACGAUCUUUCCAUCACUACAACCCUCCUACAUCUUCCCCGGAACUUCGGUCUUCUCUGAAUAUCUCACUCCUCGUGAUUCAACGUUACAGCACAACGGCCGGUUCCACGUCCAGCACCGGAAGCACGGUGCGCUGUCCGAGCUUCGAGCUGACCGAGCUGGACCCUUUCUGGAACUACUUCCUCUCUUCCUCCGUGAGCCACGACCGAUGGCGACCCACGGCGCUGAGCGAGCGCGGCGACUCGGCGGCCACCAGCGGCUCCUCCGUGACCACGAGCGUGGAGGACAUUCUCUCGCCGUCUCCCGACGACGACGACGAUGAGGACGAAGAACCAUCGGACACCGACGCGGUCCUGGACUCCCUCCUGAUCGCCGGACUCGCCGGCCUCUUCGCGUCGACGCCCAACAGCCCGGAGUUCAGCAGUUACGAGGACGAAGAGUUCGAGGCCAGCGAAGCCGGCGGCAGCAGUCAGGACGAUGAGACCCUGACCGAGAACGCCUGCUUCAAGGAGCUGUCGUCGCAGAAGGAACUGCGGGCACGUCGUGAGGAUGAGGCCGCCUGCUCGUCGGUGGCCCUGUCUCCUUCGGACAUAGCCUCGGCGCUGCUCCUGGAGCACAAGCUGCUGGGAGCCGUGUACCUGGCUCGGCUGCGGAAGUACCAGCGCGAGCUGAACACCAGGGGUGCCGCGUGGGAUAAAGUGAACGUCGAAGAGGACCCAGUGAUACUGGCCGGACUUCUCUGGUACUGGCUAGAUGAACUGAAGGAGCCGGUGCUCAGCAAACAGGACCUGACAGCUGUCGUCGUGCGGCCGACGAACCCUGUCGCCGUUCUUCAGAAGCUGAACAAGGCAACCCGCUUCACGACCGAGUACCUGGUUAGGUUCGUGGCGCGUCUGAACCUGCCCACUCCCACCGAAAGGCGUAACGUUAUACGGCGACUGACGAGCGCCCUCUGCCACCAGACGCUGUCCAUCGACGGCAUCCAGCGGCCGGCUGUGGCCGGCUGGGCCAAGAUGCGCCAGGGCACGGCGGCGCGGGCCACCGAGUUCAUGGAGGUGCUGCACGACGCCGUGAGUGCGGACGCGGCGCCCUCGGUCAGCCAGCGAGACGGCACGCAGAAGCAUAACGGGACUGCCCUCACCAACGGUGCUUCCACUUCGAGGGACAAGAACUUUCGCGGUAUCAACAUCAUGGCGUCGGCCAUCGCCAGGUAGCGACAGACAGAGAGCUGCACAGUUCGGUGUACGAUUGGCCGAGAUGGGCC
This is a messenger RNA of Rhipicephalus sanguineus (brown dog tick), 2398 nucleotides long. Its product is annotated as protein tyrosine phosphatase domain-containing protein 1. Bases 120 to 2348 code for a protein of 742 amino acids. NCBI's taxonomy places the organism in Eukaryota, Metazoa, Arthropoda, Arachnida, Ixodida, Ixodidae. Gene Ontology annotation, molecular function: protein tyrosine phosphatase activity. The transcript is spliced from 11 exons. The record is from RefSeq and is a predicted model, not a curated record. Gene Ontology annotation, biological process: protein dephosphorylation; cilium assembly.